Molecule: messenger RNA, 894 nt
Organism: Fusarium mangiferae
Lineage: Eukaryota; Fungi; Ascomycota; Sordariomycetes; Hypocreales; Nectriaceae
Exons: 3
Coding region: 1-894 (297 amino acids)
Source: RefSeq, a predicted model, not a curated record
AUGUCCCCUUCAGGCCCUUUCCAAGUCACUGUUCACCCCUUUGAGUCCAAGUGUCGAAGCUCGGCCGCCUAUGAAAUUGGUCUCACUUCAGCUCCUAAUGCCAUUGUCUUCAUCGGUGGGCUUACAGAUGGACCUCACACUAUUCCUUAUACCCGGCUUCUAGCCCAGCGUCUGGAGGAAACAAAGGAGCUGGGUUUCUCCGUUAUCGAAUUCCGCAUGAGGAGCUCUUUCUCGGGGUUUGGCACUUCGAGCCUCUCCAACGAUGUUGAAGACAUUUCUGCUUUGGUCAAGUAUCUACGAGGAAUUGGCAAGGAAAAGAUCGUCCUAUUUGGUUCCUCAACUGGCUGCCAGGACUGCAUCGAGUAUGCCAACUAUGCCAAGCACAACAACGAACCUGUCGAUGGCUUCGUUAUGCAAGGUCCGGUAUCGGAUCGUGAGACACUGGAUUUGAUCUUCCCGGAUCCUCAGCCGAGUCUUGAUCUCGCCGCAAAGAUGAUUUCCGAGGGCAAAGGUGGUGAUUGUAUGCCUUUUGACAUGAUUCCUGCUGUUCUGGGAGCGCCCAUUUCGGCGUAUCGGUUCCAGUCUCUGGCGAGCAAAGGCGGCGACGAUGAUUACUUCUCAUCAGACCUACCCGACGAUGUCGUUGAAAGGAACUGGGCUCGGUUCAAUAAGCCAGUGCUGGUUCUUCAUUCUGGUGAGGACGAGUUCGUACCAGAGCGCAUCGACCAGGCUGCGAGCAACAACAGAUAUAAAGCGUUGAACCCGGUUGUCAGUAGGUUAUCGGGGCUGAUUCCUGGCGCAAGCCAUACCGUUGAUCAACCCCAAGCGCAGGAGUGGCUCUCCAAGACGCUAGUCGAAUGGUUGAAAACCGAAGUCACUUCUCGUGCGGAUUGA